Messenger RNA from Pocillopora meandrina, 585 nucleotides. The record is from the annotation of a GenBank genome assembly. NCBI's taxonomy places the organism in Eukaryota, Metazoa, Cnidaria, Anthozoa, Scleractinia, Pocilloporidae.
AUGACAACAGCAGUUAACUCAGAUUUUGUGAUAUCACUAGCACAGCACCUUGCUGGGGAGAGAUCAUUGUAAGUAUUACACAUGCAGGUGAGCCUGCUUCACAGCUGUGAAAAUAAUAAAUUUUGAAUUUAAUAAUUAUUAAAUUCAAAAUUUAUCACUAUUUUAUUUCAAAGGUGCAGUAGUCCUAAUUAAGAAUUAAGGAUAAGCAUCUUGUGUCAGAGCUUUGUGACCAUAUUGGUUGUAGGAAUGUGAAUGUGAAAUGUAGUGACUAGGUAUAUGUUUCAUUAAAGAAAUUAUUUUUCAUUUUGUAGACCUACACCUCCUGGCUGUGAUCCCAAAGCAUUUGUUCUUGGUGUUUCUAAAAAGGAACAGCUACACAAGCAAGAACUGGCAGUAGUAAACAGGUUUCUUCACUGUAGAGGAUUGGCAGUUAUUGGUGAAGGUGAUGAGGUUGAAACUUAUCGCAGAGCAGUUGUAAAUGUUGCCAUUCUUAGCAGUGCUCGUUCGUCCAAAAGCAAAUUGAAGAACUCUUAUACUGUUCAGUAUGAGGAUGCAAGAGGAUUAACUCACUUUGGAGAAAUUUAG